Messenger RNA from Labrus bergylta (ballan wrasse), 3662 nucleotides. Its product is annotated as calpain-5. Gene Ontology annotation, biological process: proteolysis. The record is from RefSeq and is a predicted model, not a curated record. NCBI's taxonomy places the organism in Eukaryota, Metazoa, Chordata, Actinopteri, Labriformes, Labridae. Gene Ontology annotation, molecular function: calcium-dependent cysteine-type endopeptidase activity. Gene Ontology annotation, cellular component: cytoplasm.
UGGAGCUCCUCCUGUGUGUGCGUGUGCGUGUGUGUGUGGUUUUCCUUUCGAUGUUGUAAACUAAACUCCAACUGGAAAGCUUCUCACAUCAGCGACCUGACAACGAGAGAGGGAAUAAAACACACACACACACACACCAUCCUCCCAGGAAGAUACGAGAGGAAGAGCAGCCGCGUGUUCCACCCAGGGAGCUGACACAUAACCAAACACAUCUGCAGGGGGAUGGUGGUUUCCUAUGUUGGCCAGUCUUUCUCUGCACUGAGGAAACAGUGCCAGCAGAAAGGAGUCCUGUUUGAAGACCCUCUGUUCCCAACAACUGACCAGUCGCUGUUUUACCAGAGCAACCGCAUCGGGAGUGUCACCUGGAAAAGACCGAAGGAGUUAUGCAGCAACCCCCAUUUAUUUGUAGAUGGCAUCAGUGCACACGACCUGCACCAAGGCCAGCUGGGAAACUGCUGGUUUGUCGCCGCUUGCUCCAGCCUGGCCUCCAGAGAAGCUCUAUGGCGGAAGGUUAUUCCUGACUGGAAGGACCAGGAGUGGGACGAAGACAAACCUGAGUCCUAUGCCGGGAUUUUCCACUUCCGGUUUUGGCGGUUCGGUGAGUGGGUGGAUGUGGUGAUUGAUGACCGGCUGCCCACAGCGAAUGGAGAGCUCGUGUACUGCCACUCAAAUGACAGCAACGAGUUCUGGAGCGCACUUGUUGAGAAGGCAUACGCCAAGAUGUGCGGAUGCUACGAGGCGCUCGAUGGGGGCAACACUGCGGACGCUCUUGUGGAUUUCACCGGGGGUGUAUCAGAGCCCCUGGACCUGGUGGAGACAGGAUUCAAAGAUGAUAAAGAGAAACGAGACGAGCUGUUUGAGCGAGUCCUGAAAGUCCACAACAGAGAGGGCCUCAUCAGCUGCUCCAUCCGGGCGACAACCGCAGCAGACAUGGAGGCGAGGCUGGCCUGCGGGCUGGUGAAGGGUCAUGCGUACGCAGUGACGGAUGUCCGCAGGGUGAGGCUGGGCCACGGCCUGCUGGCUUACUUCAGAUCGGACAAACUCACCAUGAUCCGCAUGAGAAACCCCUGGGGACAGAGAGAGUGGAACGGGCCCUGGAGCGACAGCUCUGAGGAGUGGAAGAAGGUCAGUAGCAGUGAGAGAGAGAAGAUCGGGGUCACUGUGCAGGACGAUGGAGAAUUCUGGAUGACAUUUGAUGACUUUAUCGCCAACUUCACAGACCUCAUCCUGUGUCGUCUCAUCAACACAUCCUACCUGAGUUUCCAUAAGACCUGGGAGGAGACUGUGAUACGAGGCUCCUGGAUACGCAACGGCGACACGCUCCUCAACCGAACUGGUGGCUGCACCAACAACAAGCAAUCUUUCCUCCAGAACCCACAGUACGUGUUUGACGUGAAGAAGCCCGAGGAUGAGAUAUUGAUCUGUCUGCAGCAGAAGGACCGCAGGGCGUCCCUGAGAGAAGGACGAGGAGAAAACCUGGCUAUUGGCUUUGAUAUACACAGGGUGGAGUUAAACAGGACUUACCGUAUGCAUGCUACCCAGGAGAAGGUUGGUGGGAGCACCUACAUCAACUCGAGGUCUGUGUCUGUUCGGCUCGAGCUGAAAGAGGGGAGAUACGUCAUCAUACCCACAACCUUUGACCCCGGUCUGGAGGGAGAAUUCCUGCUCCGCAUCUUCACCGACGUGCCGUCCAACUGCAAAGAGCUAACUCUAGACAAGCCUCCAAAGACAUGCUGGAGCGGUUUGUGUGGUUAUCCCUCUCUGGUCACUCAGGUCCACAUACUGAGGGCUGCUGGACUCGCAGGACAAGACUCUGAUGGAGCGUCGGACCCCUACGUGAUAAUUAGUUGUGAAGGACAGAAGGUGCGCUCUCCGGUCAAUAAGGACACACGGAGCCCCGCCUUUGACACCAAGGGGCUCUUCUACAGGAAGAAGGUCAAGCAGCCAAUCAGCAUCAAGCUCUACAACCACAACCUGCUGAUUGACUCCUUCCUCGGUCAGGUGACCAUGCCGGCUGAGCAAGGUAGUUUCCAGCAGACGCUCCACCUGAAGGGAAGGGGCGAUCGCAGUGACAGCGACCUGCCCGGAACCAUCACUGUUGCCAUAGUGACCAGCUCACUGCUCACCACCAUCUGAGACAGAGCAGUAAAACCGUGCUGUCAGGGGUUCACUCCCACUAUUGUAUUGAAGUUUACCAAAUCAAGAGUUUACCACUAAAGAUUAGUUUGAGUAAAUAUUCUCAAAGACUACGUCUGUUAAAUAGAGGCAUGCCACAAAGAGAUCAUAGGAUCUGAUAAAAAUAUAAACACAGCAAAACUAAUAAGCUCGAUGCUAUGAAAUGUGUGUCUACAUAUCGAUUUACAGUCCUUUUUAGGGAGUAUCUGAAAUCCUUCAUGUCUGAGAGAGAUACUGCAAAUCAUUCCCAUCGAGGAUAUAAACAUUGUUUACACUUUUUAAGUAUGGGAGUCCUUUUUUCCUCUGGUCGAAUCUCAAGUCUUAUCUUUUAUGUCCUUUUAUACUGCCUUUUUAUAUUUCCUUCUUUUCAUUUCCUUCUUUUUGUUGUAUUUUACUCCCUUGAAAAGGUAUUUAUGGCAUAGAAGUCGAAAAAGAAAAGUGUUGCCAAAGCAUCUUACAUUUUAUUAAUAAUAUCGUGUUAUAUUUGUAUAUUGUCUUAAUGAUUCUCAUGUCGUCUUUAAAGCACUUUUUAUUGCCUUGUUUUGAAAGGUGCUCCAUAAAUAAACUUCCCUUUCCUUGAAGCGUAACACCUUCUUCAUACACAGCCUGCCAUGAGAAAUCAUCUUUAAUUUCAAUUUAAGAUUCAGGCGACUUCAUUAAUCCCAGAUUAAUCACUACCGAGUCAUUGAAUGUCAUCACAAUUAGAGUGAUACAUUAAAUGAGUCAUAACGCCAAUGCUAACCCUAUCUAAGACAUGCUGCAGGUAACCCACUCUGGAAUUGGAGCUAAUUUUAUCAAACUCUGUGAGGCACCACUUUCUCCUCACUCUUUAAAAUGUCUCAGUACUUGUGAUUAAUCUGCUUGAACAAUCCAUACAAUAUUUAAAGUUUCCAUCUGUGAACCCAAAUCUGACUCCUGCCCAUUCUGCACCUCCUACGGGACUGAGUGAGACAACAACCCCCAUUCCCGCCCACUGUAAGGGCCAGUGAGUGUUUUUGGAGACUUGCGCCAAUUUCACACCUCCCUGAAAAAAAAGGGUUUUUAUCUAUAAAGUCUUCUUUAUCUCCAGAGAGAGCCCGACAAAAUCUGAUGAAUUGUCUCCUAAUUUAAAACCACUAUGAGUUAAACGUUGUCUCUCUGCAGUUUAGUUCUGGACAGGAUUAAUGAAAAGGUGAAAUCGGCCAGUCGUGCCUCGAGCUCCUGGCCAGACUGUUCAAUAUAUAUAUUUAAUAUCUGACUCAAAGACGACUGUGUGUUCCUCCCCUCUAUGUUUUUGAAAACAUCCAAUAAGUGAUUUCCACUAUCAUGUUUUGUUUUAUACAAACUGUUUCUAUCUGUGGUGUUUCUGCUUAAAAUUUGCCCCUGAAAACAAAUUUGUCAGACUGUAUUAUUAUCUUCAACCAACAAAUGGAAAGUUUCCUGAUGCAUAAAAAAUGGUGCAUUCAGGUCAGUCUUUAUUGUUGUGAAUAAAAAACACAGUCUUUAAA